Saccostrea cuccullata (small rock oyster) is the source of this 4938-nucleotide messenger RNA. Its product is annotated as scm-like with four MBT domains protein 1. Bases 246 to 3872 code for a protein of 1208 amino acids. Gene Ontology annotation, cellular component: nucleus. Gene Ontology annotation, biological process: negative regulation of DNA-templated transcription. NCBI's taxonomy places the organism in Eukaryota, Metazoa, Mollusca, Bivalvia, Ostreida, Ostreidae. Gene Ontology annotation, molecular function: chromatin binding; histone binding. The record is from RefSeq and is a predicted model, not a curated record. The transcript has 21 exons.
UACGAAAGGAUACUGUGGCGUGAAAAUUCACUUUUUUAAUUAUUUGAUCUCUGCAUGUUUUUGAAUUGAUUGAAAAGUGCCUCGACAUUCGACGCGCGCAAGCGCAAUAUAAGUUGAUGUUGCCAUCUUGACGGAGAAAAUUGAGGAAAUCGACACUUUUUUGACAGCGCAGAAAAUAUUAAAAAACCUCACAGAUGUAGAAAGUUAUUCCAAAGAAUUAAAGAAUACAGUUUUAAAACUUUAAAAUGCAGUCCAGACCAAGGAUGAGUGGAGACAGGGCCAUGCCCCCUCUGUUGUUCCCGGGGACUAAUCCCAGCCUCCCCUCCCACAUACCAAUACAAAUGGCAGCAGCCCCGGCCCAAGGAUACGCCUCAUCGAUCGUCUCAACUGGACCGUUUCCAACUCCAGUCAUCCAGAACUCAGGAUGCCGGGUCUCCAUCCCCCAGAGUCUCACCAGUCAGCCAAGUCAGAAUGUGUUCCCUCUCUCCCCCCACACGCUCGGGGGACAGGUUAACCAGACAGUGUUUCCAGCACCACUUGGAAGUCAGGCCUGUGGAUCUAGUGGGGUUUACCCCACCUCUGUGGGGAGUCGGCUUACUCAUGCCACAGUGUUCCCCACCCUGGGGAGUGGGGGAGGAAUUCGCCAGCCUGUCCCCACUCACUACUACGCCCCAGGAAACAGCACUCCACACCUAACUGUUCCAAUGAACCAUAAUCUACUUCACAUGUCUGGUGGAGGUAUUCCUCAGAGCCCAGUUUUAGCCUACCCAGGUACCCCAUUUGUCAUCAGCGGAGGGCAGAGUCCGGGAAUGCCUGGGACCUCCCAUGCCUCUGGCCACAUUCAGCUCCUUCCCCGGCCCCCCGGUACCCCCAGCCCUGCUACCCCUCACAUGCUGAGCCCUGUUAGCCCCAGUAUGCCUAAAGUUGUGGGACAUAUUCCCAUCACCAACACUAGUCCAGGAAAUCUUAAUGGCAAUAGUGGUGCUGUUAGUCCUUGUGGAAACUUUCCCAUGUCUAUGCCAGGGGGAUUGAUCCUAUGUUCACCUAUAGGAGCCAGUACCUUAUCAAUGAAAAGUACAGGCACACCAAACUCCUCCCAGAAUUCAAUGCAAACAGAACCUGAAGAGGUCAGAGGUCAGGAAGAGGAGAAGGCCCCUGACAACAUGUCAAUGAAGCCUGCUGAGGAGACAAAGACUGAAACAAUUCCUGAAGAUAAAACUUCAAGUCAGGAUAAUGUCAAAGGCUGUGAAGAGACAGAGAAGCAAGCUGAGAAAGAGAAAACAGUGCACUUCAGAAGAAUGGGCAUGGGAAGCUUUAAUGAAGAUGGGGUUCCAGUAGAGUAUGAUGAUUCAGACUUUGUUUGGGAGGAAUAUUUAGAAGAAACAGGUUCAAUAGCUGUUCCUAAUGAAGCCUUCAAACAUGUUGAGUACAGCUUAGAGAGUGGCUUUGUGAAGGGCAUGAAACUAGAGGUGCCAAAUAAAUGUAACAUUGGGACGUACUGGGUGACCUCUGUGAUCAUGACCUGUGGCCCCCUGCUGAGGUUACGGUUCGAUGGCUACGAGGAGGAUUCCUCCGCUGACUUUUGGUGUGACUUGAUAUCCUCAGAAAUUCACCCAAUCGGAUGGUGUGCUCAAAACAACCAAGUACUGCAGCCCCCAGAAGCUAUUAAGGAUAAGUUUGAUGAUUGGAGGGAAUUCUUGGUGAAGUCAUUGACAGGGGCCAGAACUGCACCCUCAUUUCUACUGGAUAAGUCCACAGGUACAACCCCAGUAGACCAGCUGAAGCGAGGCAUGAGGCUAGAGCUUCAGCAUGCAAUCAACCCCACAGAUAUAUGGCUGGUGAAAAUAAUAGAGAAUGUAGGAGGGCGGCUAUACCUGAGACUGGAGGGGGCUGAACCUGGCUCUAAUGAUUUCUGGCUCUUCUACCUGAACCACCGGCUACAUCCGAUUGGCUGGGCAAAGACUAACGGCUACAAGUACAGCCCCCCACAAGAAUUAAUUAUGCAAUUUCAAGAGGCAGUAGACUGGAUGAGUGUUUUGGAGAAUGCUCUGAAAGAAUCUGAGAAAAUGAUGCUGCCAUUAGCUAUAUUUAAGGACCAGGAGGAUAUACUUCCUCACCGGUUUAAGAGAGGCUGGAAACUAGAGGCCCUGAAUCCUCUGUCAACCAAUCAGAUCUGUCCAGCCACUGUGAUCAAGGUGUUAGACUCACGCUACUUUGUAGUAGAAAUUGACAGUCUGAGGGAAGACUCAUAUCCAAUCAGAUUCUCCUGUCACUCAAGGUCAAGGUUCAUCUUUCCAUGUGGGUGGUGCCAAAAACAUGAUGUCAGCAUUACACCUCCAAAAGGCUGGAACACAAAAGAAUUUUCCUGGCAAGAGUACUUGAGUUUCUGCAAUGCAGAACCAGCUCCAGAAUUUGUCUUGCCUCAAGAUAAAAACCUUUUUGAGAAAGGAAUGAAGCUUGAAGCAGUCAAUCCUGAAAAUCCUAAUCAGAUCUGUGCUGCCACGGUGACAAAGGUCGUGACCCCUCUAGUCUGGAUUCACCUUGACAACCACAGGAAGUCAGUAGAGAGCCAUAUUGAACACAUGUUUUCACAUAACUUGUUUCCUGUGGGAUGGUGUGCCAGUAAUGGCUACCCAGUACAGCCCCCAAGGAAAUUAAGUAAGGCUGGAAGACCACCCAGUACAGUGGCUGAGAAGAAGCCAGUCAGUUUGACAGAUGAGGCUUAUUCACAGAUGCAGCAAAAUGAAGAAAAUUCCUGGUGUCCAAAGAUUUACUACAACCAUAAGUGUUUCUCUGGCCCCUACCUCAGCAAGGGGAGAAUAGCCUCCCUCCCUAAGUGUGUGGGGCCGGGACCUGUAGGUCUAGUCAUGAAGGAGGUCCUAUCCAAUCUCAUCAAUGUGGCAUACAAGUCCUUCAGGGUACUAAAAGAGCUACAGGUUGAAGGGAAAUCCAACCCAAGAAUGCAGCAACAGACAAUUAAAGCCAAAUACAAGGGGAAAAGUUACCGAGCUGCAGUGGAGAUUUGUCGUGACGUAAAUGAGUUGGAUGACUUUUGUCGUCACAUCUGUAAGAAGCUGGAGUGCUGUCCCAAUCUCAUAAGUCCCCGUCAUCAUGACGAAAAAUGUCCCGAAAACUGUGAUCAACUCAACAAGACAAAGUAUACUCAAUAUUUUGGAAAGAAAAUUCCUGGAAAAGUGGGUCGUCCCCCUGGUGGUCACAGUAACUUAGAAAACGGUCCAAAGAAACCUGGGAAGCGUGGCCGCAAGAGGAAAAAGCUGAACAUUCUAGACGAGCGUGGGGAUAACAUUGAACGGGAGGAGAACAGUGAGGAGGACAGGGAGAGUGUGAUAAGUGACACACAGACAGUGGCAAGUAACGACUCUAAUGACAAUGACAGUAAAAAAUUCAAACGGAAGUACACCCACCACAUUCCUCCUCCCUCAGACAUCAAAACUCGGGGGGCAAAGCUUCCUAAGUACAGCUUUGAGAGGAAGACCCACAAGAAGAUUCUGAUUCCGUCCUCUAUGAUGUCAGAGGGUUCCAGCAGAUUAGCUGCCAAACACCACAGUGCUGUCACACAUAAACCUGUUCACACUACUUCUCCUGAGAAGAAGACGAUACCAGACAGACUACACUUGACCACUAACCCUCUCAAGUGGUCAGUGAACGAGGUGGUCAAAUUUCUGAAGACCACAGACUGUGCCAACCUUGCCAGGAUUUGUAAAGAACAGGACAUAGAUGGGCAGGCAUUGUUGUUACUGACCCUACCAGCAGUCCAGGAGUACAUGGACCUGAAGCUAGGACCGGCCGUCAAGUUCUGUCACCAGAUAGAGAGAGUCAAACUGGCCUUCUUCACUCAGUAUGCCAAAUAAUCACUUCUCAAAAUGUGCUAAAACAUCUGAUAUAUACUCAUCUUCAAGGUUGUCUCUUUUUCCAUGGAUGCCAUUAGUGAAAUAUGAAAGCUUAUAUUAUUAAUAGAAUGGUUUUUAGAGGAUAUAUACAAAUGUUUGUAUUCAUCAUACAUGUAUGUAGCUUUUGGAUCAGUUCUUAAAAUUGAUCCUACAACUGACAGCAUGCAUACAUGUAAAUAAGUAUUUUGUAGCCUAAAUACAAACUUGUAUAAUGAUUUUCUUGUUGUGUAUUUGUGGGCAAGAUUUACUUUUAAAUCUGUACAUUGUGAAAUCCAUUUUCAAAAAAUAUAAACAAUUUAAGUUUUCUAUUCGAUGUUACACUCAAUAAUUUUAGCUGUUAUCAUUGUACUUCUGAAACCAAACUUUUUGUACAAAAAAUUGUUAAUGCAUACUUUUAGCUGUAUAGCAUUCCAAAUUUCAUAUAUAACUUGACCAGAAAAAAAGAUAAUGAACUUAGUAAUGAAAAUAACGUAUACACAUAUGAUUUCAUUGGUACAGAAAAGUUUAAACAUUCAUGUGAGUCUCUUCUUCUUCUUUGUGAUGUUAUUACCCAUAGAAUGGCAGCAUUGUUGCAAAUGUCGAGAAAUAUUUUAAUACGUUAAUUCUAAUAAGUUCAUUUACAUCAACCUGACAGUAUGCAUUUUGAAAGAUGUCUACAAAAUUGCAAAUUGAUGCAUCCAUUGAAUAGCAGUUCUCUGUUUUUGAAACAGGCAGUUGGAUUCACAAUUUAGGUGUGUGUUAUAUAGGUAGAAUGAAUAUAGACUUAGUUAACAUGUUACAACAUGAUAGGAAUUGGAAAAUUCCUUCUAUUUUAAUAAGGUGCUAUAAAAGCAGUGCAUUAUUUUUAGUGUUCAUUAUUCAGUUGUAAAUACAUUGUAUACUGUUGAGUUUUAGUGACUUUGUGAUCUUUGUUAUUCAUUACAUUUAAGUUUUUCAUCUUAAAACAUGAUUUCUUAAGACGUCUUGUUCCAGUUGUUAAUUUUUGUUUGCAAUCAUGUUUAGGAUUUUUGUCCUUUUAAGGAAUAAA